UUUGAAUCUCCUAUAAAUAUAACCCUAGCUAGUUCUCUCAUCACAAUAAAAUUAUAAGCUAUAGUUUUUAUCUAGAGCCAAAUAUUAUCACUCGAAACCUUAAUUUUAACCCUAGCUAAGAUAUAUAUUUUUUAUUUUAUUUUAUUUUUACUUGAAACCUCAUCUUUACGAAAAGAAUACUUCGAUCUCCAAUCUAUUGUUAACUAAUAUAAAUAUAUAUAUAUAUAUAUAAUAUAUCAUCAUAAGAGAUAUAUAGAAUUUGUAAUUAGAUAUAUGGAAGGAAAGUAUAGGAAUAUUAUUAAUAAUCCAACAAGUUUGCAAACUAGUCCUCGUUUGCAGCCUCCAACUUAUGGAAAUCUAAUAACAGUUUUGAGCAUUGAUGGGGGUGGAAUAAGAGGUCUUAUCCCAGGAACUAUCCUUGCUUUCUUAGAGGAACAAUUACAGAAACUUGAUGGUGAAGAAGCAAGGCUAGCUGAUUAUUUUGAUGUGAUUAGUGGAACAAGCACAGGAGGUCUUGUUACUGCCAUGUUAACUGCCCCUAACCAUAAUAACCGUCCUGUCUUUGCUGCUAAAGAUGUUAAAGAUUUCUAUCUCACACAUUGCCCUAAAAUCUUCCCACAAAAUAGUUGUCCAGUGUUUCCUCACCUUACAAAGAUUGUUAAAGCAUUAUCUGGACCCAAAUAUGAUGGUAAAUAUCUUCAUAAACUUGUGAAAGAAAAGCUUGGUGAAACAAAAUUACAUGAGACUUUGACCAAUGUUGUCAUACCAACAUUUGACAUUGAACAACUCCAACCAACUAUAUUUUCUACCUAUGAGGUGAAGAAAAAUCCAUCGUCAAAUGUUCUUCUGUCAGACAUAUGCAUUGGAACUUCAGCUGCUCCAACUUAUCUUCCUCCACAUUACUUCGAAACGAAAGAUCCCAAUGGAGAAGUUAUUAGAAAAUUUAACCUUAUAGAUGGUGGUGUUGCUGCAAAUAAUCCGACUCUAGUGGCAAUUGGUGAAGUAUCGAAGGAGAUAAUGGGAGGGAGUGAUGCAUUUUUUCCAAUAAAUCCAUUGGAUUAUGCUAGAUUUCUGGUGAUUUCAUUAGGAACUGGGUCACCAAAAAUUGAAAAGAAAUAUAGUGCCCUAGAAGCUGGUAAAUGGGGUUUAUUGAAUUGGUUAACGAGUGGCGGUUCGACCCCAAUUAUUGAUGUAUUUUCUCAUGCAAGUGCUGACAUGGUUGAUCUUCAUCUUUCUGUCGUUUUUCAAGCAUUGAACUCAAACAAACACUACCUUCGCAUCCAGGAUGAUACUCUGACGGGUGACAUGUCAUCAGUAGAUAUAGCUACAAAAAAUAAUUUGGAAGAUCUUGUCAAAGUUGGAGACGAAUUGUUGAAAAAGCCUGUUUCUAGGGUAAAUUUAGAGACUGGUCGUUGCUUUGAGGUUUCUGAUAGUAACCACGAGACUAAUCAAGACGCUCUUAUCAGAGCAACACAAGUUGUUGGCCAUGUCGACCGAUGAAAGUUAGACUCCAUCAACCAGCCGAAGAAGAUCGGUCCUAAAAAUGUUAGCAAUGCUCUAAAGAGCUCGAAUGUGUAGUAGUGUUUUGCAGGACCUGCUGCAACAUCUCUAAUAUUGGUGACUCCAUUCAACAACACUUUGAGUCAACCUUUUUUUACUCAAACUCGACAGAAAUAAUUUUUUGCUGUGGAAGACGAUGAUCUCAAAAAUCAUUCGAGGUCAUUAAUUUGAUGGAUACCUCAAAGGACUAAGAGCUUGUCCCUCAGAGUUUCUCACUAUUGAGAAAACUACAAAAAGAAGGAAUCAAGUUCUUAGAACAGGUGAUGAAUCCUAAAUAUGAAUCGUGGAUAGUCCAUGACCAACUCCUAAUAGGUUGGCUAUAUGGUUCAAUGAUUGAGGGGAUUGUCUCUGAAAUCAUGGGUUGCAACACAACUGCUUAAUUCUAGAAAACACUGCUUAUAUAACUCAAGUACUUGAAAGGAACCAUUCAUCAUGGUCUCCACAUUUUUUCAAGUGAAUCUCUCAAUUUUAUUGGUUUUUUUAUGCCAA
This is a messenger RNA of Cannabis sativa, 2049 nucleotides long. Its product is annotated as patatin-like protein 2. The record is from RefSeq and is a predicted model, not a curated record. The transcript has 7 exons. Bases 274 to 1500 code for a protein of 408 amino acids. NCBI's taxonomy places the organism in Eukaryota, Viridiplantae, Streptophyta, Magnoliopsida, Rosales, Cannabaceae. Gene Ontology annotation, molecular function: glycerophospholipase activity; monoacylglycerol lipase activity. Gene Ontology annotation, biological process: lipid metabolic process.